AUGAUUUACAUGGACCGUGUGGGUCCUGGUGUGAUAGGUGAUAGGAAUAUAUUUCAGUACCCCAAAUGCCAUUGCAACGAUGGUUUAUUGCAUCGGGCGUUUAGCUUGUUUAUAUUUCGCGAAUCACCUUCAAUUCCUGGUUCACUGGAACUCUUACUUCAACAACGUUCUGCGUCGAAGCUCACUUUUCCCUUAUUAUGGACCAACAGCUGUUGUAGUCAUCCCUGUGCCAAUUAUGAUGGUGAAACUGAGGAGACUAGUGCUCUCGGUGUAAGACGUGCGGCCCGACGUAAGGCACAACAAGAGCUUGGAAUUGACAUCACUAGGUGCUUGGCCGUCGAAGAUAUUUUCUUCUUAACACGUCUUAUUUACUCAGCCGCCAAUGAGCCUAAGGAUAAUAGGUGGUGUGAGCGGGAAGUCGACUACCUUUUGGUCAGUGUUCUUCCCCCAAACCUGUCUCUUUGUUUGCAUAUGGCUCCCAAUGUCGACGAAGUUGCCGCAACUGCAUGGUCGGAUCUUGUUUCCCUCGAAUCCUUGGUUAAGAAAAAUUCCCACUGCUAUACACCAUGGUUUCGGAAAAUCGAAAUGACAUUGGGUGGAUCUGGAACACCAACGCGCCGUGGAGCCUCUCUUAUUGGCAGUUCGUCAUCUGUGGACGAUGGAACCAACCAGAAUAGCAAUGAGCCUGACCUUUUGAAUGAACUAUAUACUCGUCUGGAACAUAUCCAACCCACGAUACCCGAUCGUGUGUCUACACUCCUGUUGGAAUCUGCUGGGGUGCGUUUGGAGGCGGGUGAAGGCGACGUGCGAUUGGCGCGGUUGGUUGGUCUAGCUGCCGAGAAAUUCCUUUCCGACAUACUCUCCGACACUAUGGUUCACUGGAAGCUCUCAAAUGCCCAAAACACCGGUCUUCUCUCCAAAGCUGGAACUCCUGCCCCGAAAGAUGGGGUUAAUGCUCUUGCGCCACCGGAGGAUACCAAACCGCAAGUCCAGUCUAAGGCCUCGACAUCGGGAAAAGCAGAGAAGCGAAUCACGCUAACUGUGGAGGAUUUGUUAGCGGCCCUCCGUGAUCGAGGUAUUCAUGUGGCACGCCCACCCUACUAUGUAUGA
This is a messenger RNA of Hydatigera taeniaeformis, 1110 nucleotides long. Lineage: Eukaryota; Metazoa; Platyhelminthes; Cestoda; Cyclophyllidea; Taeniidae. The record is from the annotation of a GenBank genome assembly.